Olea europaea var. sylvestris is the source of this 1507-nucleotide messenger RNA. Its product is annotated as probable E3 ubiquitin-protein ligase BAH1-like. Bases 279 to 1289 code for a protein of 336 amino acids. The transcript has 6 exons. NCBI's taxonomy places the organism in Eukaryota, Viridiplantae, Streptophyta, Magnoliopsida, Lamiales, Oleaceae. The record is from RefSeq and is a predicted model, not a curated record.
CAAAAUCCGAUAAAAUCGGAUGUUCGUUCACUUUUUAUAUCAAUCUCUACUUCUUUCUCCAAAUCCAUAUUUCAAAAAAAAUAAAUAAAUAAAUAAAUAAAAUAAAAUCACGUCUUCUAGACUCUCAUUCAAAGAUAUUGCUCCAAUAGGAGAAAAGAAAAGAAAUUUAUUAGUUGUUUAGUGUUUUGAAACGGGGGAUCUUGUGUUUAUUUGUUUCUUGUUAUGAAUAAUUGUAUUUUUAUUGGGUGGGAAAAAACGGCUAAGAAAUAAUUUCGAAGAUGAAAUUCGGAGAGACUUUUACAGAAUAUUUACAUGGGGACCGAGAGAGGUUUUUGCAGAAGUGUAGUCAUAUUGAAUAUAAAAGGCUUAAAGAAGUGUUGAAAACUUGCAGGAGAUGUAAUGCAUUCAAGGGUUGUGCUAAUAAUGUUGAAGAAUACAAUCAAUUAAGGGAAGAUGAAUCGACUCAAUCCACCCAGUUAUAUGAAUCUUGCCCGUUGUGUGAUCAGAUGUUCUUCUCUGAAUUGAAGAAAGAGGCUUCUGAUAUAGUUGGUUGCCUUAGUUCAAGAGGACGGCGGCUUAUCCAUCUUCAUGCUCCAAACCAAAUGCAAAAGUAUUUCAUAAGUUUGUGCCAAUGUUUCACAAGCAAUCAGCAAGCUACAGCACAAGAAUGUCGACUGUUAAUUGAAUAUGUUGCAAUGAAUGCUAUUGCUCUACGAAAAAUCCUCAAGAAGUACGAUAAGAUACAUUGCUCUGUCAGUGGAAGAAUUUUCAAAUCUAAAAUUCGUACUGAACACAUAGAGCCUCUGCAAUCUCCUUGGUUAAUGGAACUUGGGGCUUUCUAUAUUAACUUUAAAGAAUCAAACGGUGGGAAUCAGGAUAACGAUGGACCAUUCUCUUGUGACCUUAGUGCUACAGAGCCCAUAAUGAUUUUGAUGCUACCAGAUUCUGUGAAAUUAGAAUACAAUCUGACUUGUGCCAUUUGCUUGGAUACCGUUUAUAAACCAUAUGCUUUGCGAUGUGGGCACCUCUUCUGCAAACCAUGCGCUUGCUCUGCAGCUUCAGUUAUGAUCUUCGAAGGUCUCAAGAGUGCAAGUCCAGAAUCAAAAUGCCCCAUUUGCAGGGAGGUGGGAGUGUAUGCUAAUGCAAUGCACAUGACAGAAUUAGAUUUGCUGUUAAAGAAACAUUACCAGGAAACUUGGAAAGAGAGGCUGGCUGCUGAAAGAGAGGCAAUUGUGAAGCAAUCAAAGCUCUACUGGGACUUACAAACCAAGUUAAUGAUUGGAUAUUGAUAUGUUUCUCUCUAAUUUGGCAUUUUUUUCCUGUGAGAAUAUUUUGAAGGGAGUGACCAUGGACAAGGUGACCAUGCGUGAGCUUCAUUAUUUUCACAUUUUGUUUCUGGAGAAUCAUAAACGAUGUAGAAACGAGCAACAUAGCAUUUUCUUUUUUUUUGCAGUACUAAAGACAAUUUUUUUUUGGGAAAAUAGUUGAAUGUGAAGAUUUUACUUAA